AUGAUAGCCUUCCUUGGCGUGGCCGAUGCUUUAGAAGAGGGAGAUGCAGAGGUAAAAGUAUGGGUUAGGCAAGUGAGAGAUGUUGCCAACGACAUUGAGGAUGUUCUUGAUGAGUCCAUGCUCUUGUCAUAUGAUCAUCACUUCCAUGCUUCUUGUUGUUUCAUUUCUAAAUUGGUUUUCUCAAUCAGAAACAUCAAAGCCAACCAUAAACUUGUCGUCGAAAUCCAAACACUCAAAACAAGAGUCCGCAAUAUUGCAGAGGGACAUAAGAGAUACCGUUACAAAUUUAAUGUCCCCGAGCAAGGUUCAAGUUCUAACCAUGUCUAUAAUACUGCGCAUGAUCGCAGAGGGGAUGCGCUAUUGCUAGAAGAAGGUGAGAUAGUGGGCAUUGAGAAUCCAAGACAGCAGCUAAUCAGUUGGCUCGUGGAGGAUGAUCCCACGCUUAAAGUGGUUUCGGUGGUGGGAAUGGGAGGUUCGGGAAAGACCACCCUGGCCAAGAAAGUGUAUGAGGAUGCAGCAGUUAAGAAGUAUUUCAAUAGCGUUGCUUGGAUAACAGUUUCUCAGUCCUUCAAGGCUGAGGAAGUUUUGAUAGACAUGAUCCAACAACUCUAUGAUGAAGUGAAGCAGCCAGUCCCCAAAGGUCUAAGCACCAUGAGCAGUAACAGACUAAAAGCACUAGCAAAAGUAUUCCUGCAAUCGAGAAGGUAUGUACUAGUUUUUGAUGAUGUCUGGACUAUUCAAGCUUGGGAAGCUAUUAGAUAUGUAUUGCCUGAUGUAAAUAAUGGAAGUCGUGUUAUCGUCACAACACGUCUUUUCGACGUGGCUUCCUUUUGUAGCAUAGAGUGCAAUGGCUAUGUUUAUGAGCUGAAACCCUUGUCGAAGAGACGUGGAGUCUUUUCUGCCAAAAGGAAAAUCUUAAAAAAAUGUGGUGGAUUGCCGCGGGCUAUUGUGGCCAUUGGUGGGGUUUUGGCUACAAAGAGCUGGACUAAUAUUAGGGAAUGGGGAAUGCUUAAUCACAGCCUUGGUCCUGAACUUGAUAGCAAUGACAAAUUUGGGAGUAUGAGAAUAGUUUUGUUACUCAGUUUCAAUGAUCUUCCCUACUAUCUUAAGCCAUGUUUCCUGUAUUUGAGCAUUUAUCCCGAGGAUCAUCUAAUUGAGCGCAAUACGCUGAUCUACCGGUGGAUAACAGAAGGGUUUGUAAAACAAAAAGAGGGGAGGACAGUUGAAGACGUUGCAGAAGGCUAUCUCAAUGAGCUCAUCAACAGAAGCUUGCUCCAUCCGGUGCAAUACAAUGAUGACGGUAGCAUGAAAUUGGGACGGAUUCAUGACCUAUAUCGCGAGCUUAUUCUUUCAAAAUCAAGAGAUGAUAACUUUACUGCAACAGUUAAUGAGCAGACUACAUUGUGGCCUGAAAAAACUCGACGCCUGUCAAUCCAUGGCACGCUAGGGAACCUACAAGUGAAAAGGAUGCUCAGAGUUUUAGAUUUGAGAAGAGCCCCUCUAGAAAUGAUUCCUGAAACAGUUUUCCAGUUGUUUCAUUUAAGGUAUCUAAGCUUGAGGAAUACCAGUGUGAGGGUGCUUUCAAGAUCCAUUGAAAGACUCAAACAGCUAGAAAUAUUAGAUCUGAAGCAGACAUAUGUCACUGAGUUGCCUGUGGAGAUUUUGAAACUUGAAAAUCUCCGACACCUUUUAGUUUAUAGCCACGUUUCCUACUCGUAUCUUCCUUAUAAUUGUUCACCGGGUUUUAAGGCUUUGAGAGGAUUUGGAACUUUGAGAGCCUUGCAGAAACUUGUGUAUAUUGAGGCAACCCCCGGCAGUGACAUACUCAGAGAAGUAGGGAUGUUGAGUGAACUGAGAAGACUUUGUAUUCUAAAGUUGAGAAAAGAAGAUGGGAGGAUUGUGUGCUCAUCAAUUGAAAAGCUCCGCAAGCUUAAGUCUUUAAAUCUUAAAUCAGUCGAAGAACAUGAGAUCCUUGAUCUUUCUUACAUGUCUUCUCCUCCACCUCUUCUUCAGCGCCUGUAUUUGACAGGACGCAUUGUUAAGUUUCCAAGGUGGAUUCAAGAUCUUCAUUCCUUGGUCAAAAUAUACUUCAGGUGGACUCAUUUAACAGAUGAUCCGCUCAAAUAUCUCCAAGAUUUGCCCAAUCUUGUCCAUCUCGAAUUUCUUGUAGGAUACACUGGAGAGGAACUAUACUUUGAGCAAGGUAAAUUUCAGAAGCUUAAGUUGUUAAAUUUGGACAAGUUGGAAGGACUAAGACGGGUGACAAUCAAAGAGGGUGCAAUACCUCAUUUGGAGAAGAUGGUUAUCCAGAGAUGUACUCUGCUGGAAAGUGUGCCAAUAGGAAUUGAAUGCCUCCUUAGUCUGAAGAUUCUUGAAUUUUUUGGCAUGUCUGAUGAAUUUAUCAUGACAUUGCGUCCCGACAAACUAGGUGCUGAUUCUGGGAAAGUUUCACAUAUUCCUGAAGUAUAUUAUUCGUAUUGGAGGGUACAUUCACUAAAGGAGAAGUGCAACAAUCAGAUUUCAAGCCAUUUUGGAGCUGUCACUAGGACCUAUGGAAGGCGAAAUUCGCUUUAUUCGUUUCAAAGAGUUUGUGAGUUCUCAGAUUUGCAUUAUGAUGCCAUACUAACCUUGUGCAAUUUUGCAAUCUCUGCGCGCGGCGUUGACAGUGUUGGUGAUGAAGAAAUCGAUAGUGGUGGUGUUGAGUUCUCUGUUGAUUAUCUCCACCAAACGGAGAAGAGUUCUUCUUCUAGGUUUCAAGAAACAGGCCAUAUUCUUGGGCGACAAGGGAACUACAACGUCAGUAAGGCCAAAUCUACUGUAUUUAAACUAAGUUUAAAGAAGACUCAGGACAUUGACGACAAGCUUCAACACAAACAUGUUGAUAGUGAUAAAGAAAAGAAGACAGAAGUAGGGAAGUGUCUGUCCGACAGUACAGAAAGCAAGAACAUGAGUUGUGUCACGGGAUCGGCAACCAAGAAUUCUCCUGGAGGUUUAAGGAAGAUGAAGGAGGAUAUCAACCGCGUGGAAGAAAAACAAGAUUGUUCCUCACAGAAGAUCAAGAGGAGGCUUGAGGGAGGAGGGCAGUUACAGAAACAGAGAAACUGCAGUGCAAUUACAAGACCAAAUCAGAAAACAACACAAAGCUCUACAGUUGCAAGACCAAUGCAAAAACCAGCACAAAGCUCGACAGUUGCAAAACCAAUGCAAAAACCAGCACAAAGCUCUACAGUUGCAAGACCAUUAAUGGAAAAAAUAACACAAUCCGGAAUGAAGUUUGAAUCAAGUAAAAGAAAAUUUGAGGAAAGGGUUGCUGAGCAAAAAAAUGCCAAGAGAAGGAUCAUAAUGGUGGACUUUCAUGAUAUGCUGAAACCAGCUAAAGAUCCUUCUGCUCCCAAAUGCUGCUGGGAUACAAGGAGGAGGUUUUGA
This is a messenger RNA of Nicotiana tabacum (common tobacco), 3426 nucleotides long. RefSeq names its product disease resistance protein RPM1-like. NCBI's taxonomy places the organism in Eukaryota, Viridiplantae, Streptophyta, Magnoliopsida, Solanales, Solanaceae. The record is from RefSeq and is a predicted model, not a curated record.